AUGCCAUGGGCUUUCAAGCGGGGAUCCGAUUCUGGUUGGUUCACUUGUGCUGGCUACGCAGGAUCAUUCGAGCACGAGCUGGUUGAUGCUACGACGUUCCAGAAUUGGGGUUUUGAUUACUUAAAGUAUGACAAUUGUUACAUCCCUUUUGACGACGUCAUCCGACAAGGAACUUACGGCAAAUAUCAACGUAUGGCGGAUGCAAUUGCUGAACUUGCUGAAACGUCCAGAGCGCCUCCUUUAAUUUACUCGCUAUGCGAAUGGGGAUGGAGUCAAGUAUGGAUUUGGGGUCCCCAAGUUGGCAAUAGCUGGCGUAUCGAUGGUGAUAUCGAGGCCAACUGGGACUCCAUUGCAAGCAUCAUCAAUUUUGCCUCUUUCAUCACCCAGAGCACCAACUUCUAUGGCAGAAAUGAUAUGGAUAUCCUUGAGGUUGGCAACGGGAACCUAACUUACGAGGAGAAUAAAUCCCAUUUUACCGCUUGGGCACUCCUGAAAUCCCCUCUUCUAAUUGGAACUAAUUUAUCUGCCACGCCACCCGAGAUUAUUGAGGUCCUUUCGAAUACAGAAAUUCUCGCUAUUAACCAAGAUCCGGUUGUUGGCACGAACAUUUCACCAUUCAGAUGGGGUAUCAAUGCGGACUGGACGAGCAACAGCUCGUAUCCUGCGCAGUAUUGGAGUGGUCCAAGUCAGAACGGUACAGUCGUUAUGCUGCUGAACACACUGGAUGAACCUGCAAACAUGUUCUUCAAUUUGACUGAAUCACCUUGGAUUCGGGCAGGCAGGCAGUACGCCGUUCGUGACUUGUGGACACACACCGACAACGGGACUGCCAUUCGUAACUUCACGGCGGUCGAUGUUCCAGCGCAUGGCGUUGUGGCACUGCUGUUGCAAGACGCUGGGAAUGAACCCGCUGGGAUCUAUCCCUUGUGUGCAGUCUGGUAUGAAUGCUCCUCCGAGAACGGCACUGAGGUGGAUGGAAACUGA
Messenger RNA from Fibroporia radiculosa, 984 nucleotides. RefSeq lists its product as uncharacterized. The record is from RefSeq and is a predicted model, not a curated record. Bases 1 to 984 code for a protein of 327 amino acids. NCBI's taxonomy places the organism in Eukaryota, Fungi, Basidiomycota, Agaricomycetes, Polyporales, Fibroporiaceae. The transcript has 16 exons. Gene Ontology annotation, molecular function: hydrolase activity, hydrolyzing O-glycosyl compounds. Gene Ontology annotation, biological process: carbohydrate metabolic process.